Messenger RNA from Medicago truncatula (barrel medic), 1829 nucleotides. Its product is annotated as mitochondrial substrate carrier family protein B. The transcript has 7 exons. Lineage: Eukaryota; Viridiplantae; Streptophyta; Magnoliopsida; Fabales; Fabaceae. The record is from RefSeq and is a predicted model, not a curated record. Bases 316 to 1278 code for a protein of 320 amino acids. Gene Ontology annotation, biological process: transmembrane transport.
CCACAACAAUAAAUUGAAAGGAAGCAAAGACCACGUCAUAUAGUCCAACACCCAAAAACCCUAACUCAAAUCCUCGCUCUUUCCGCUGUUCACAUCAUAAACCCUAUAUUCUUCACCUUUUACUUUUUUUUUUUUUCUUUCUUUCUGUCUCUUUUACUCUUUCUCUUCUUUUCCACACACCUCCGUUUUCAAUUUUCAACCCUUCUUUCCAAUUUCUCUCUGGUUCAUUCACCACAAACCCAUUCGAGGGAAGAAGGGUAUUUAAUUUAAUUUAAUUUAUUAUUUUUUAUUUGAUUAAUUUGGCGGUGUGUGAGAAUGGGAACGGUGGUUGAAGGAGGACAGAGAGUUUUGAAUAAUCAACAAUCACAGAUUGGAACUGUUUCUCAGCUUUUAGCUGGUGGUUUGGCUGGUGCUUUUGGAAAAACAUGCACUGCUCCUCUUUCUAGACUCACCAUUCUUUUUCAGGUGCAAGGUAUGCAUUUUGAUGUCGGCCAUGUUGCAACACUGAGCAAGACUAGCCUUUUGUACGAGGCUCAACGUAUUGUCAAAGAAGAAGGAUUUAGGGCAUUUUGGAAAGGCAAUUUGGUUACAAUAGCUCAUCGUCUCCCUUAUUCUGCAGUCAAUUUCUAUACGUAUGAAUGCUACAAGAAUCUAUUGCAUUCUGUUCUGGGGGAGAAUCAUAGAGCAAAGGCUGGUAGUGAUGUCUUUGUGCACUUUGUCAGUGGUGGUUUGUCAGGUAUGACAGCUGCCUCGACCUUAUAUCCUUUGGAUUUAGUAAGAACACGACUUGCAGCACAGAGAAAUGUCAUAUACUACAGGGGAAUCUCCCAUGCUUUUACUACAAUUUGCAGAGAUGAAGGAUUCUUUGGAAUGUACAAGGGACUUGGUGCAACGUUGUUGGGUGUUGGGCCUUGCAUAGCUCUAAGUUUCUCCGCUUAUGAGAGCUUGCGUUCUUUUUGGAAGUCUCAAAGACCGGAUGAUUCAAAUGCUAUGGUCAGUCUUGCUUGUGGAAGUCUUUCGGGCAUUGUAUCAUCAACAGCAACAUUUCCAUUGGAUCUUGUUAGGCGAAGGAUGCAGUUAGAAGGGGUUGGUGGUCGAGCACGUGUCUAUAACACCAGUUUGUUCGGGACAUUUGGUCACAUAUUUCGUAAUGAAGGGAUACGAGGUUUGUAUAGAGGCAUUUUGCCCGAGUACUACAAGGUUGUUCCCGGCGUCGGUAUUGUUUUUAUGACUUACGAGACACUGAAGUCCCUUCUUUCCAGCUAUCAAAGUCGUUAGUAGACAGCAUUUUCCAUCAUAUAUGAUACCCAUCACUUUAGUUAUAUUCAUGGUAGGAAAUUUUGUGGUGUUGGAUUUUAUAUUUGGUAGCCACAGGCACAUUUUUGACCGUGUAUACACCAUUCGGUCACUAAUAUAAGCAAAACGUCAUUUAUUAGGUUCAUUGAAAAACUGAUGUAUCUGGUCAUUGACCAAAUACACCAGUUUUGUUUUUUGUGCUUAUUAUAGUGACCAGAGGGUGGAGUGUAGUUGUAGCUGAGAGUAAGAUCUCAAUUGUACCAAAGCGAAGUUUAGGCUGAAUAUCUUUGUAGUUGACGAUAACAAAAUAGUUUUUUUUUUUUUUUUUUCUUUCUCUUUUAACACCGCGUUGAAGUUUAUUUACUUUUUAUUUUUGACGAGUUGGACACUGCUUCGAUCUAUAUGGUGUAAACAAAAAUUGAGAUGUUGAUGUAUUGAGGAAAAUUGAGCUGUUGGUUAGGUGGGCAUUUGUAUAAGUUAACUGCAUGUGUACAAUGGACAUCUAUGGUGGCAAUCAGCUGUUCCAAUUUUUU